CGCUCCGGUGCCCACGGGCGGCGGCGGGGCCGCGGGUCCGUGUCGGUGCGUGCGUGUGCGCUGCCCGCCCGCCGCGGGGGGAGAAAGGGGGGAGCCCGGCCUCCUUCCUCAUUUUGGGGCUGAGAAGAGCGAUUUCCUUCGCCAGCUGCAGUUCUGCGCUUCUUGCCUUUUUUUUUUUUUUUUUUUUUUUUUUUUUUUUUAAAUUUGUCUUAUUUAUCAAACCCAGCCGCCGAGCCGGGCGCGGGGCCGCGCUGUGAAGCCGCGGGCUCCGCUCCCCGCACCGAUGGAGCCGCAUCCCCGGGAUCCCGGCCGCACCGCCUGGGCAUUGCCGUGCCUGCUGCUGCUCGCCCUGCCCGGUGUGGAUGCCCAGGGGGGUCAGGGCUUCAGUCUGCAGCAGCCCCAGGCCAAGGUGACGGUGGCAGCAGGGGAGACGCUCACCCUGAACUGCAUCACGUCUGGAAUUGCUGGACCAGGUCCUGUGAUGUGGCUGAAGGGCUGGGGCAGUGAGAACAAGACUGUCUAUGACCAGAAGAAGCAGGAUUCUUCCUCCCGUGUGACGAGAGCAGUGAAUGGGUCUGACACAGACUUCACCAUCCUCAUCAGGAACGUUCAGCCUGAGGACAUGGGCACCUACUACUGUGUGAAGUUUGUCAAGGGGGACUCUGGUGAUGAUGAGGUGUUUCAGCGUGGCAAUGGCACCGAGGUGUCUGUGCAAGCCAAACCCAGCCCCCCACUCGUGUCUGGGCCCGAGCAGAGAGCGAGGCCGGGGGAGUCGGUGCCUUUCACCUGCAUGAGCGGAGGGUUCUUUCCUGAAACGAUUGGGGUGAAAUGGUUCAAGAACAGGGACAUCAUGGUGGGUCAGCGACCCCAGGUCACCGAGUGGAGGAGGAAAACCUACAACAUGUCCAGCACAGCGAUGGUGACCCUGCAGAAGGAUGAUGUCCCCUCUGAGCUCAUCUGUGAGGUGCAGCACCCCACGCUGCCGGCCCCGCUGCGUGGCAGCUACCAGCUCAGCAGAGUCCUGCGAGUUCCCCCCAGUGUCGAAGUGCGCGCCGAGCCCAGCCCCGUUGAGGUGAACAAGACCGUGACCUUCGCCUGCCUCGUGAAGGAGUUUUACCCAGCUAACGUGUCCGUUUCCUGGCUGGAGAAUGGGAUUGAGAUAAAGGUGCAGAACAUCUCCCAGCCAUGGAAGCUGCCCCGGGGCUUGUUUGAGCUGAGAAGCCAGGUGGAGGUGCAAGCGACGGAGGAGAAAAACGGGUCCACGAUCAUCUGCACGGUGGUGCACGAUGGCCAGGCCCCUGCCAACUACUCAGCCUCCCUGUGGAUCUCCAACCCGGCCCCAGGGGGAUUGAUCGAUGGGUUCCAGAUGGAUAAGGAAGAUAUGCUCAUCUACAUCGUGGUGGGCGUGGUCUGCACCGUGCUGGCCCUGCUGGUGGCUGCGAUUCUGUACCUGAUCCGGACCAAGCAGAUCAAGGCAGGUAAAAGCUCACCGUCUGCUAGGUUACAUGAGCCAGAGAAGAGCAGCGAGGCCACGACCCAGGAAUCCGACCCCAACAACCUGACCUACGCGGACCUGAACUUCGACAAGGAGAGGAAGAGCAUCCGGCGGAUGGUGGAGAUGAGCCAGCAGUCGGAGUACGCCUGCAUCCAGACCAACCAGGCGCCCAACGGCGACGACAACCUCACCUACGCCGACCUGGACAUGGUGCACCUCAGCAAGGCGCCCAAGCGGCCGGCCCCGCGCCCCGAGGAGGCUGGAUCUGAGUAUGCCAGCGUCCAGAUCACCAGGAAGUGAGCAGUGGCUGCUGGGAGCCCCUGUCCUGCUGGGAACAGCUCUGCUCCUCCCUGAGACUGUUCUCUUGGAAGCAGCGGGAGCGAUGUGACAAUGCGCUGCGGUACCUGUGUUUUAGGAUGGAAAUGGAGCCCGCAGUACUUGUGGGGGUCUUCUCCCAUCCAGAGAGACGUGAUUUUUGGGGGCAGUUUGGUCCUGGGGCCGCCAGCUCCAUCCCUUCAGGACCCCCAUCAAGGGUUGCUCAACCUCAGUGUGCCGGGUUUGCCCGCAAGCAGAUUCAGCCAGCGGAGCAGCAGCUCCUUGGGAAGCUCCAGCUGGGCUGAGGGGACAGGUACAGUGCCUCCACACCAGCUCUCAUGGGGAUGCCACUGCCUGGCCCACAGGCUCCCCAGGACCAGCAGGGCCCCCACACUGCCUUCUGGGGCUCUGCCACCACGCCUGGACACCAAACUCUGGCUUUAAAGGAAGGACCUAAGUGUCCGCCUCUCUUCCCAAGUGUCCCUUCUGCGGGACCUCUGUCUCGCCACAGGCCAAGAGGCUGGAAGGCCACUGAGCCGAGGCCCUGCCCUGCCGUCCAGGGGAGCUCCAGGUCUGGCUCCCCAGCACCGAGCAUCCUCCUCAUCAUCAUCACCUUCCUGUGCACAGCCUUGCCCUGCACUGGGACUCGCCAGCGCUGCCCCAGGCUUGUACAAAGCGUGCGAGGGCCCCCCCAGCCUGGCUCCCCCCCGGGAGCUCCCCGCAGGUACCGUGUAACAUGUUUUGACUGUUUGACAUGUAACUGUUAAUUUUUAGAGCUGAAACCCCCAAUGUUUUGUGUUGUACGUGGGUGUACUGCUGUGUACUUAACACUAGAAUAAGAUGUGCAAAAUUAAGACUGAGGCCUCAGUAAAGAAUCCCCCAAACCCUGCAGAGUUUAUAUGAGAGACUUAUAUGCUCCCCCCCACCCCAGCUCUGUCUUGGGGGCCUGGCAGGCUCCCCCCAGCCCACCCAUGGGGACAAAUGUCUUCCAUGUGCCCCCUACCUGGGCCACCGUGUGGACUCUCACCCUUCAUUGGCUCCUGCAGCAGUGGAAAUGCAGGGGGCUUGGGGGCACCUGGGGUCCUUGGGGGUGCUUUGGGAGCAAUGUGACUGCUUGUACAGACUUUUUUUUUUUUUGUUGGGUUUUUUUUUUCUUUUUGCUUGCAAGAUAUUUUUAUAAUAAAAGUGAAAAGUCCUGUGCUGCUCC
Molecule: messenger RNA, 3017 nt
Organism: Onychostruthus taczanowskii (white-rumped snowfinch)
Lineage: Eukaryota; Metazoa; Chordata; Aves; Passeriformes; Passeridae
Product: tyrosine-protein phosphatase non-receptor type substrate 1-like
Exons: 8
Coding region: 284-1795 (503 amino acids)
Cellular component (GO): plasma membrane
Source: RefSeq, a predicted model, not a curated record